Molecule: messenger RNA, 3293 nt
Organism: Pseudophryne corroboree (corroboree frog)
Lineage: Eukaryota; Metazoa; Chordata; Amphibia; Anura; Myobatrachidae
Product: serine-rich adhesin for platelets-like
Exons: 5
Coding region: 249-3290 (1013 amino acids)
Source: RefSeq, a predicted model, not a curated record
UUUUUCAAGGUCUAUAUCAGGUUUGAAUAAUUUUAACAUUGAUGGGGAGAAACAGAUGGUUUACUACCAUCGAUGGAUGUUUCAAGGCUAGUGAAUUAUUUGGCAUCUAAGUAUCAGUGCAUGGCUCCAGAUAAAUUGAAAACAUAAUUCUUAAUUAAUAAAUGAUUAAUAGAAAAAAAUUAUAGAACAUAUAUAUAGAAUUAUUUAGUAAAUCUUUGUCUUUAUUUAGAUUGUCUUAGUUUUAAAAAAUGGCAGAGGGUGGUAGCAGAAAACGAACCUCACUUACUCAAGAUGAAGCUGAAACAUCUCACAGUCAGAAGAGUCACAGUGAUGCUUCUCAUGAUGAAUAUGAAUCUCCUGAUGAAGGAAGCAUCCACAGGGCCCCAAAGUUCACAGAUGAUGAAACAGACACCCUCAUUGACCAAGUUAUUCAUCAUACAUGUCAGCUAUUUGGUCCCGAAGCUUUUAAUGUACACCAGAAAUUUAAAAAUAAUACUUGGGAAGAAAUAGCAAAAUCUGUGUCUACAGCUCGAGAUAUACAUCGAACUCCUGAAAGCUGCAAAAAGAGACUACGUGACUGUAAGAGGAAGACAAAUCAUAAAAUAAAGUGUAGAAGAAAACUCCAAAAGGUUUGGGAGAAAAAACUAGAAGAGCACUUUAGAAUGGUACAAGAUGACGAGAGGCCACCCACUGGUUCCCAGGAACUUAAGGUUGCUCAAGAAAAAAAUCAAAAGAAAACACAUAAGAAAAAGCAGAAGAAUUUGGAAGAGCAACAGUCUGGUUCCUUUACAACAAUUUCAAGGAAAGUUUCUUUUUCUGAAACAAAAACAGUUAUGACAGACAAUUUUCCUCCAACUGCGGAUGAACCAUCAGUGAUGCCACAUAUUUUAACAUUGGACAAUCCUUCCAUGGUGGACGAACCAUCAAUGCUGCAUCAUGAUGCAACAGCGGACCAUGCUACCAUGUUGGACCAACCAUCAAUGCUGCAACAUACUUCGACAGUGGAUGAUACUUCCUUUGUGGCCGAACCAUCAAUGCUGAAACAUUCGGCAAGAGUGGAUGAUCAUUCCACGGCGGACCAAACAUCAAUGAUGCAAGAAUAUUCUUCUGUGGUUCAAAGUUCCACUACGGUAGAGACUUCCACGGUAAAUGAAACAUCCAUGAGGCAAGAACAAUCAACAAUGGAUGAUCCUUUCAUGGAGGAAGAAAAUUCAACCAUGCUAAACCCUUUAAUGUUAGAUAAAGCCAUAGAAAGCAACAUGGUGACUGCCACACAGACACAGGAUAACAUUAAUGAGGAGCCUGUAUUGCACAGCCAGAAAAGUAAUAUUGAUACAGAAGAUACCAACCAGGUGGAAUUGAAUGCAGAGACUGCACAUUCUAGUGUAAUUGACCAUGGUCUUCAAGACCAAUUCCUGGACUCUACAAAUCAAGAACUUUUUAUACACACAGAAUGUGACGUUAGCAGAUCACAAACCAUUAGCCAACAGGAUUCUUUAAAGGAAACCAUGCAGCUAAUUGAGAGGAAUAGAAAUGAAGAAAUGAAAAAAAUUGAACAUCAAAUAAAUCAGCUGAAUAAUAAUAUACAGAUUCUCAACACAACACAAAGACAACAGAAUCAAGCACUUGUCACUCUUGCAAAUUUUUACGAUCAUCUUGUUUCAUCACAGAAUGUGGCAGCAAUCAACUACCAACAGAUGCAGCACAGUAUAAAUCAAAUGCUAGCAUGGCAGUAUGAGACUAUUACCAUCACACGCAUGAUUUCCACUUUCAUGCAACUGUUGACAGAAGAAAGACAAAGAAUGUCCAGAUCAGAUAAUCCUUCUUGUAUAUCCAAUGCUACAGCAGGAACCUUUGUAUCCAGCUGUACACGUGGAGACUAUGUAACAAGCUCUACACACAGAGAGUAUGCAACGAGCGCUGCACCUGGAACCUAUCUAUACACCACUUUACCAGGAGAAUCUGUAUCCACCCCUGCAGCAGGAACAGAUGUAUCCACCACUUUACCAGGACCCUAUGUAUCCACCACUGCAACAGUAACCUAUGUAUCCACCACUUUACCAGUAUACUCUGUAUCCACUGCUGCAGCAAGUACCAAUGUUUCCACCACUUUAACAGGACCAUAUGCAUCCUACACUUUACCAGGACCCUAUGUAUCCACCACUGCAGCAGGACCCUAUCUAUCCACUACUUUAACAGGACCCUAUGUAUCCUCGACAUUAUCAGAACCCUAUGUAUCCAUCCCUGCACCAAGACCCUAUGUAUCCACUACUUUAACAGGACCCUAUGUAUCCUCGACAUUAUCAGGACCCUAUGUAUCCAUACGUGAAACAGGACCCUGUGUAUCCUCCACUUUUGCAGGACCCUAUGCAUCCAUCCCUGCACCAAGACCCUAUGUAUCCACCACUGCAACAGAACCCUAUGUAUGCACGACUGUAACAGGACACUAUGUAUCCUCAACUUUAGCAGAACCCUAUGUAUCCAUCCCUGCAUCAAGACCCUAUGUAUCCACUACUUUUACAGGACCCUAUGUAUCCUCCACUUCAGCAGGACCCUAUGUAUCCACCACUGCAACAGAACCCUCUGUAUCCACGACUAUAACAGGACACUAUGUAUCCUCAAUUUUAGCAGAACCCUAUGUAUCCAUCCCUGCAUCAAGACCCUAUGUAUCCACUACUUUUACAGGACCCUAUGUAUCCUCCACUUCAGCAGGACCCUAUGUAUCCACCACUGCAACAGAACCCUCUGUAUCCACGACUGUAACAGGACACUAUGUAUCCUCAAUUUUAGCAGAACCCUAUGUAUCCAUCCCUGCAUCAAGACCCUAUGUAUCCACUACUUUUACAGGACCCUAUGUAUCCUCCACUUUAUCAGGACCCUAUGUAUACAACAACUUACAUGGAGACUAUGUAUCCACUGCUUAUAGAGGCCUCAAUGUAUCCACCACUGCACCAGGGCCCUAUUUAUUGAAGCCAAAACCAGGACACUCAGAAUCCACUACUGGACAAAUUGCCUCAGAAUCCACCGCUGACUCAGGACCCUCAGAAUCCACCGCUGCAACAGGAAAGUAUAAAUCCACCGCUGCACCUGUACCCUCUGAAUACAGCCCUGAAAACACAAAUUUGAGAAGCAUAGCUGUAGCAUCAGAAGUGCAUUCAAGAUUGCAAUUGGCUUAUCGACCUAGCUCAAGCUAUGAUGAGAAUAUGGAUCUUCGAGUCAGAUUAGAGCGUGCAAAUAUUCAAAUUCAACAUUGGAAGAGACAGGAAGCUAACGAUGAGGAUGAAGCUUAAAUA